Molecule: messenger RNA, 5901 nt
Organism: Drosophila takahashii
Lineage: Eukaryota; Metazoa; Arthropoda; Insecta; Diptera; Drosophilidae
Source: RefSeq, a predicted model, not a curated record
AUGACGGGGGCCCUUACCCGACUCAAUGAAUGGGCAAAAACCUGCGGACUAGGUAUAAACCCGAGUAAAACCGAACUGAUGCUCUUCACGCGAAGAACAAAGAUCCCAACAUACAGCAAACCAAAAAUAGAUGGAAUCGAACUCGAGCUAUUGGGUAAGGCUAAGUAUCUAGGAGUGAUACUAGACCCGAAGCUCCCGUGGAAACUGAACAUCACGGAACGAGAAGGUUGUGCAGACUUCUUGAGUCCUACAAGCCGGGCGGAACUGGAGAGACGCCGUUGGAGAACGACGCCGCAGGAGUCCACAAGCACCACGAAGGGAGACGAGAGCAGCGACGCCGUCGAGGAGCGCCGCCGAGAAACGCACAGAGUGAAUCCUGAGCCGAGGAAGGCACGUCGCCGACCCGGCAAGCCGCAACAGCCAGCUGACGAAGAAACAAAUUCCAGCGAAAAGAAAAACUUAAUAAAGUUUUCCAAUCGGAUAUCCCUGCAUUUUCUUGGGUCACGGGCAGUCAAAAAAAAACGUGGAGGACAUGAGAAAAGCACUGUCGGAGUUCAUAGACCGCAAAACCAAAGAACCGGAGACAGUUGCCAUCCUCGAAGCGUUGGAAAGGGUAUACGGAAAGAAGACUCCCGGGAAACAACAAGCGCAGAGGGCUUGGUGAGCAGCUUGGACGUCCAAAGCCUCAGGGACGCCGGCAACCAGGAGCGACGAAACUCCACUCAAAGAUGGAACAGUCGUGAAAGGCAGGAGGACGCCGAUCAAAGGAAGGACAGGGCCAAGACGGAAGUACCGGACUAUGCCAAGGUGGCGAAGCAGGUACGAGAGUGGACCUUCAGGUACGACGGCCACGAUAAACCCCUGGAGUUCCUAGAACAAGUAGAGUGGUCAGCGGUGACGUACGGGCUCGACGCCAAUCUAAUCCCCAGAGCGAUGCCGGAACUCCUGCAGGGAAGAGCCCUCAAGUGGUUUAUCGCUAACAACAAAUUCUGGGAGACCUGGGCAGACUUCUCCCGAAGCUUCAAGGAAUUCUUCCUGCCCAGGGGCUUCAUGGUGAAGCUAGCCGAUCAGGUCAGGCAGAGGAAACAAGUUUUCAAUGAGUCGUUUAAAGACUACAUGGUAGACAUGCAGACCUUGAUGCGGCCCCUGGAUAUGACCCGAGAAGAGGUCCUGGAGAGGAUCAUAGAGAACAGCACACCGGCGCUGCGGAUGUUCAUUCGCCCGUACGAGUGCAAGGACCUGGACGCUCUGAUGGCACUGGCAGACGACUUUGAGGAGUUGGACCAGCAAAGGAGGGAGUUCGAGGAGGCCAACACUCCACAGGCCAGGAUGCACCCCUACGAAGAGAGUUCGCGCACCCAGCAACCACUCGAAACGGGCAAGGAGCAGUCUGCAGAAGGUGCCAAGACAACACUGAUGCCCCCUGGAGGCGAGGUCCACAAGGCCAAAGGACAGAGGGAAGGAGGGGACACAUUACGAACCCGGCAACAGCAUGCCGAAGAUGCGGAAGCCAAGAGCACUGGGCAACAGAGUGCCGAAACCGCCCGGCCCGAGAUCGGGAAAUGCCCAGCGAUCCCAGCCACCGAGGGGCAACUAGGGUUCGCGAGGCACUGCCCCUCAGAUUUAAUGGGCGACCUGAAGGCGGAAGAAAUGCAACUGUCCGCCACAGUGCUCAUAGCCGGGAAGAGGCUGAAGGCCACAGUGGACACCGGCGCCACGGCUAGCUUUAUAAGCGAGGAGCUGGCGGACAGGCUGCAGGCGGCAGGACAGGUCAGGCCCACGAGGAGGCAAGUACGGAUGGCAGACGGACGAUGCGGGAGCAUCACCUCGCAGCUGGAAAUAGGAAUAGGACUCGGCACGAGAACUGUGGUAAUACAGUUGCUGAUCCUUCCUGGAAUCAUAGACGCCCUGGUGCUAGGAUGGAAUUUCCUCACCACAAUAGGAGCAAAAAUGGAGUGCGCUGGUCUUCGGGUUGCGAUACCACCAAGAAACAGGGAACAAAACUGCACAGAGGAAAGACUGUCCGUCGCUGUCGCGGAAACGCCAAAAGAAUUCACGGAAGAGGACGUAGCUGAAUUCCUAAAAACAGAAUUGGCAGAUUUGGAGAAUAUACAAGGAACGUCGACCGUAGCUGUGCACAAAAUCACCAUGAAAGAUGACCAGCCGGUCAAACAAAGGUAUUAUCCCAAGAAUCCCAAGAUGCAAGGGGAAAUUAACGCCAAGGUCGACGAGCUACUCGAAAAAGGUUGCAUAGAACCAUCAAAAAGCCCCUACAGCUCACCAAUCGUCAUGGUCAGGAAGAAGACAGGGAAAUGGAGGUUGUGCGUAGAUUUCCGGCAAAUAAACGCAAAGUCCGUAAAGGACGCGUAUCCGAUGCCAAUGAUAAAUUACAUCCUGGACCAACUGAGAGAAGCCAAGUACAUCAGCAGCUUGGAUCUAAAAGACGGGUACUGGCAGAUACCCUUGGAGGCGGACAGCAGGCAGUACACAGCCUUCACCGUCCCAGGAAAAGGUCUAUUCCAAUGGAGAGUCAUGCCAUUCGGACUACACUCGGCGUCUGCGACAUUCCAAAGGGCGUUGGACCAGGUCAUAGGGCCCGAGAUGAUGCCGCACGCUUUUGCGUAUCAAGACGACAUUAUCGUCAUCGGACGGACCAUAAAGGAACACAUGCAGAACCUAAAAGAGGUGUUCAGAAGACUGCGGGCAGCAAACCUGAAAGUAAAUGCUGAUAAAUGUAAAUUCUUCAGGAAAGAGUUGCAAUACUUAGGGCAUCGAAUCACAGACCAAGGCAUUGGGACGGACCCGGAGAAGGUGUCGGCUAUAGCCCAGCUGAAGCCACCGGCAAACGUCAAGGAGCUGCGCCAGUAUCUGGGGGUGGCAUCAUGGUAUAGGCGAUUCGUACCAGAUUUUGCCACCAUAGUGCAGCCCCUGAACGCACUCCUCCGGAAGAAAGCAAAAUGGGAAUGGACGAACGAUCACCAGCAAGCGUUCGAAGCCGUCAAGGCCAGGCUAGUUGCUGACCCAAUCCUGGCAUGCCGAGAUUUCAGCAAAACGUUUGUACUCCUCGGUGCUAUUCUCACACAACAUUCGGACCAGGGUGAGCGGGUGAUUUCCUACUCCAGCCGAUCCUUGAACGGGGCGGAAAGGAAUUACUCUGCAACAGAAAAAGAGUGUUUAGCAAUCGUGUGGGCCAUCAGGAAAUUAAAACCUUACCUGGAGGGCUACCACUUCAAAGUGAUAACCGAUCACAUGGCCCUGAAGUGGUUGAAUAGUAUCGAGAGUCCAUCCGGCAGAAUCGCGAGAUGGGCGCUGGAGCUACAACAGUACGAUUUUGAAAUCGCAUACAGGAAGGGCCAGCUUAACAUAGUAGCGGACGCCCUGUCACGGCAGCCGCUACCAGAAACGUGCCGAAGACUGGAAAAUAAAGAAACCGAUCUGCAAGAACGAGCACAAUGCCCCUGGAUAAAGGAAAUGCAAGGAAAGGUUACGCAGAAUCAACAAAAAUACCCCGAUUAUCUGGUGGAAGCCAACCGGCUGUACCGACAUAUUCCACACAGGGCUGGCAACGAGGACGUAGUCGCCUGGAAGCUGUGCGUACCCACCGAGUCGAGAAAAAGGGUCAUAUCUGAGAAUCACGACAUGCCAACGGCCGGACACUUGGGCAGUCGGAAAACGAUUGCAAGAGUGGCUGCAAGAUAUUACUGGCCGGGUAUGCAUCGAGACGUAAGAAAAUAUGUGCGGAACUGUGAAAGCUGCAUGAAAUACAAGCUGCAAAUACAAGAAAUACAAAUACUCCAGGCAGCCGGAAAAAUGCUAACACAAAUUCCGGAGGAGCCAUGGGCUACGGUAUGCGCCGAUUUCGUCGGUCCCCUGCCACGAUCAAAACACGGGAAUUCGAUGCUACUAGUCUUGGUGGAUCGAUUCUCAAAGUGGACCGAAAUCGUGCCCAUGCGAAGGGCAACUACGGAAACCCUUUAAAAGGCCAUCAGAGAACGGAUAAUUUCGCGAUACGGAGUACCUAAAGUAAUGAUAACCGACAACGGCGUGCAGUUCACAAGCAGAGCGUUCAAGAAGUUCAUGGAGGAACUGGGUGUCCGACACUAGUUUACAGCACCGUACACGCCACAAGAAAACCCGACGGAGAGAACCAACAGGACCGUAAAAACAAUGAUCGCGCAGUUCACCGGAGCCGAUCAGAGGACGUGUGAUGAAAAGUGGGCAGGAUUGCAGUUGGCCGUGAAUACAAGUGUGGCGGAGACAACGGGCUAUUCGCCAGCGUUUAUCACGCAGGGUAGAGAGCCGAGACUCCCAAACGCGCUGUAUGACGAGCAGACAACCGGAACAGGAAAGGAAACACAAACACCCACGGAGAAUUCACAAAAAUUAAAGGAAAUCUUCGAGUUGGUCAGGAGAAACAUGGAGAAGGCAGCGCAGGAUCAGGCGCGGCACUACAAUCUGUCCAAGGCAGUAGAUGGCUUCGCGGCGAAACUGGCCCCAAAAUUCGAUGGGCCGUUUAAAAUCACAAAGUUCACCUCGCCGGUGAUCUGCAAGUUACGGCACGAGGAAAGCGGCAAGGAAAAGACAGCUCACAUAAGCGACCUAAAGCCCGGGAGUGAGCAAAGUGAAACGACCACGGAUCGAGGAAGCACUGAGGCACACACGGAGGGCAAGUACCGUUACCGGUACAAGCCCAGCGGAAUAACGGAAGAGGAGCGCGGCGGAAGAACAGAGGUUACGCGGAGGGUAGAGCAGAGUGGAUCUGCCUAUUCAAAAAUUCCAAGCAGCAGCAGCAACAUGUCCAACAAGACGAAACGCAGCAAAACCGAGGCACGUGAGGCCGGCGUCGGGGAACAACCCGCAGCGAUAUGGAGGCAGGAUCCCGAAUCCUACCUCCAGCUGUGCGCGUCACCCCUGGCGUCGCGCUCUCCGUCGCCGUCGGAGGAGAAGGACCGCGGCGAAAUCCCGGACAUAGAGUUGGAGGACGACGCGGAAGAGGAGGCCCAGAUGCCGGACGACGCCGGAGACGUGGUGUCGCUCUCGUCGGAUGACGACGACGAGACCUGGGGAGGCCUGGACUCGGUCACCCCGGAGGUGUCCUCGGACGAGGAGGAUCACCUGCGACGAGGGGAGCGGGUGAAGCUCAAGUCCCACCGUCUCCAGAUGGCGAGGCAGGGGAAGAGCUACAUCCCGCUCGGCAUGGCGCCACCGACGGAUCGCCCCAGGGACUGGCGGCAAAUGUUCCUGGCGCGCCGGAUCACGCACGCCCGGAUGAAGGGACAAAUGAGGCGCCAGGCGGCCGCCGAGAUCGCGGUCCAGAGGCUGCUCGAGAGGGCCGAGGAGGAGGAGGCUCGCCUCAACACCCAACCACCGCCACCACCACCGGCAGCGACACCGCCCUCACCACCGCCACCACCACCGGCGACACCGUCCCCCCCACCGCCACCACCACCGGCGACACCGUCCCCACCACCGCUGCGGGAGCAGCAGGAGGCAUGGCGAAUCGCAGAGGAGCGACGGGUGGUCGAGGCAGACGGCGGGACGUGGCCUGAGGCGGUCGUCACGUGGAGAUGGCCGGCACAGGAGUGCAGGAAGAGGGCGGGAGGAGAGGACGAGGAACUGGAGAAGACGGCGUGGGAGUGGCCCAGUCCACUGGCAGCGACGCCGAAAAUCGCGCGGCAGGCCUCGUGCCCCGAGACACGUGCCCCGCCGGAGAGGCCGGAGAUGCAGCGGCAGCAUUCCGCGAGAGGCGAGCCGUGGACGCCGAUCGCGGAGGAGGAGUGGCCACCGAGUGUGGCAACGGAGGCACGCCGGCAGCGAGGGAGAGCGCGGCAGAAGCGGUGGGCCAAGCUGGUCGUCGCUAACGGGGCCCGGUACCGCAUCAGCGUUUUCCGCGCGGAGUAA